Messenger RNA from Amoebophrya sp. A120, 7198 nucleotides. Lineage: Eukaryota; Dinophyceae; Syndiniales; Amoebophryaceae. The record is from the annotation of a GenBank genome assembly.
AGCUACUCUCUUAGUCGUGUGAAGAUUUUUGUAAUAUGCACUAGCUAUAGUUGUUUUCAACCGCAAUCUAAACGUCGCACCGGUUACACACGCCUGCUUCUACCAGUACUAUCAGAGACGAAUGAUGUCGACCAAAGCCAAACCGUCUUCGUCAUUGUUCACCUCGUCCUGGGUGGCUUCGUGCUUGCUUUUGUUUCUUUUCGCAGCGCACGCUGACGUCGAUGUUGCCCCUCCUGUAGCGAGAAACAAACCGAAACCUGCAGAACAGCACAGCGCCUCUUCUCAGGCGCAGGACAGGAAAAGUAGAACAACACCAACCAAGCAAGAUGUCGCCGGUUCUAGAAAAAGUGAAGCCGAAACAAAAACGCCACGAGUUGCCAAGAAGACUAAGAAAAAGAAGCAGAAAAAGGACGAAGAUCAAAAGAAGGACGGCAAUUAUGCAGAUGAAAAAAGUAGCCCCGCCGCCCCGGUCGAUACAGCACGACUGAGAAAACUGUUUCCAAACAGCAAGAACAUCAAUGCGGACGAUCUGCAGAGGUCCUACGAAGGUUUCCUGCUUCUCAAAGCGCUGGAGUUUCUGAAGGAUUUCAUAAAUCUGGAAAGCUUCUUCGAGCAAGCGCACGCAGUCACGCAGCGUGUUGCGCGAUCUUCAUUCGGAAAUAGUAGAAGAACGGAUCUUCAAGAGGUAGAGCCACGGCCAGGUGGUCGGGAAAAACUACUGUUGGACGGUAACAACAAGCAGCCGACCAGCACCUCCGGGAUAAAAAAGAGCCAUCCCGACGGUAGUGCAGAGGGCGAAUUACAAGGAGAUCAUAGCACAUUUGGUUUAUUUCCACAGCAAGAAGACAAUCACGUGACCACCUGGUUUGUGGUGAUUAGCCGCGCGCAGCUCUGUACUCUGUGCAAAAGUAUCGUACUCGUAGUAAUCGCAGUCAUGCAUGACAAAUCUCACUUCUUAACCUCAAGCCGCAUUACAAAUUUCAUUUUUUAUGCUGACGGAAUUUGUCAUGCGAUUUCUACUAGUACGAUGCUUUUGCAUUUCAUACUCUGUCUCCUGAACAACUACCUCAGCUGGAUCGUUUUCGGCCCGUUGGUGGGGUACCACCCGCUCGAAAAUAUGGAUUGCAAAAAUGUCUGGGUCUGGAAGAUUGCCAAAUUUGUCAUGCAGGUUUUCCAUAACCCGUGAGGUCUGGUAUGAAGGACAUAGCAUGACAGAUUCUGCGAAGCCUUUCCAAUGCCUAUCCUGCAUGAGAAAGUGCCUCUCGACUAGGUCAAAAGUGCACAACCUUUGGCAAUCAUGCAACACAGCUUUUUGCCUGAUUCAGAUUUAGCAUGACAAAUUGCAUUCUUCCAGACCCAGACAUUUUUACAUUUGAUAGAGAAGCCCUUGAUCCAAUUCGUGUUCACGCUGGACGAGAAGAGCUUUCAGUACUGCCUCUCCGUGCGGAAAGAGAUUGAAGAUCGCGGAUAUUACAACACUAAUAAUGAUCAUUAGGGCUGUUGUGACCCCUCAGGCCCCCCCUCAGGCCCCCCUCAGGCCCCCCCUCAGGCCCCCCCUCGACCCCUAAGGGUAGGGUUAGGCCCCCCCUUAGGCCCCCCCUUUUUUUUUUCGCGAUCGCCGAAAAAGGCCUUCGAGAGGCCAUCCCUGCGGCCCCCCCUAAGGCCCCCCCUGAGGCCCCCCCAAUGGCCCUCCUUUUGUCCAAUUAAAGCGGCGGGAUUCGGCCGCUUCUUCUUUCUUUCGCGAUCGCACGCACCUGACCCAGAACAUAAAGCCGCGCGCAUUAUCGCGGAACACUCCACGCAGGCAGCGAACAAGUCCAGGCGGCGCCGCGCGCUUUGCCUUUGCGCGGCCUUUCGCUUCUCAUUCUCCCUCAUUGCGGGCGGGGCCGCUUUGGAGAAAAAAAUCUUCGCUGUCUUUCGAUUCCGAUUGCGGGCGGUGCCGCUUUGGAAAGCAUUGCCAUUGCGGGCGGGGCCGGCCGCUUUGGAAGGAAAGUUUUGCAACAAGUCCGCGGGCGGGGCCGCUUUGGAGUAGUGCCUAAUUGCGGGCGGGGCCGUUUCGCCUCGAGCAGAUCUACUUCUUGCCCUUCCCCUUCUUUCCCUUGGCGCCUGCCUUGGGCUUCGCCGCUUUCUUUCUUCGCCUCCGGCCUCUUCUUGGCCUCUGCCUUCAUGGCCGCGGCCUUCAUGGCUUUGCUCGCACCCUCCACUUUGGGCCUCCGGGGGGCUGGAAAAAAACAAAGUGGGGGGGCGGCCCGCCUCUGAAAAAGCGGCGGGCGCCCCACAAUAAAGCUGUUGGGAGGAUAAAAAGCAGAGCGCGGGGAGAGUCGGCCGGCCGCGUGCCGCGGCAUGCAAAGGGCGACGGCCUGCCCCCCCGGGGCUCGCUCGGGAGACGAAGGCGGCAAAACCUUUCCAAACGGCGGGCUGGCACGGAAAUCAAUGGGGCGGGCACCAGGUGGCCGCGGGGGGGCGGAACCAUCCAAAACAGGCACCCUCAACCUGUGGGCCGCUUUUUGCGUUUGCGCGCGCCCGCACCAUCCGCCCAUCCUUGGGGCGCCCGGAGCCCCCGGGCCCGUGGAGCAUGCCGGAAGCGCGCGGGGCGGAAGCAAAGGAAGCAGGCCGGCCGGGCGGCGGCGCCCGCGCGCCCCCCGAAAAAGGCAAACGGCCCCCGGGAGUUUUCUCUGCUUUUCCUUUUGCGUGGUAAAUAGCCGGAAUUAGUAGAAAAAAAGGCGGGCGGCCCCGGUUGCGGGCCACCAAAAGAACAAAACAGGGCAGAAACGUACCGGCGCAAGAACAAAAAAGGCCCCCCCGGGCCCCCCGCUUCCCCCUUUUGCCAUGCUGCGCGCAAGCGGAGCGAACGGAGCAGCCGCGCCGAAAAGCAAAGAAGCAAACGGCGGGCCUUCCUGGAGAAGGAGAAGGCCGCGGCAAAGAUUCGGGGUGGGGCGCGCAGCUUUUUGGGCGGUGCGGCCUCUAGCAGGUGUGCGCCACCCCCGCUCGGGGGUUCUAGGAGCCGCUCCCGGCCCCCCGCCGCAGCUUUGUCCGCUUGCUUCCCGGAAAAUAAGGCGCCCCAAAAUGCCGAGAACAGCCGUCGAUGGCCAUGGUGAGUGUGUGGAGGGCGUAGCUACGUAAGGCAAAGCAAUUUGGCCGGCCCCCCCUCCGGGGCCGGUUGCUUGCAGGCGCCCGCCGCGCAUCGCGAGCGACAGACUACCUUCGGAAGUGGGCCCCAUUCAUUGCCAAGAGUGGCCAGCACCAACCAACGGUGGGGGGGCGCGCGCUAUCGGUCCGCCCCUUGGAUUUCCGGGGCCCCCGGGGUCUGUGGGACAGGCCCGAGCAAGGCGGAGCUUAGGCUUCCCCGCCCGGAAAGGGACGCCUGGCCCCCGGAGUUGUAUUGUGCUUUUGCGCAGCCGGCCGCAAGAAUUAUCGAAAAAAGGCGGGCAGCCUCGGCGGCUUGGGCCGCGCGCGCUGCACGGUGAUUGGCGCCUGCUUGACCCCCAACGGGGUUGAUCUGGGGCGGGCGCAAAGGGUAGGAAGGCCCCGCUGUUUGCCGGUUGUAGCAGAGCGGGAGUUGGCCCGGGCAAGACAAAAAAAACUCUCCCGGCGGCCUGCCCGCCCUGGGGCCCCCCCGGAGCCCCCCCCCGCGGGACCCCCGCUGACCCGAUGGGAUGCCCCUUUUGCGUUACCGCGCGCGGGCGGAGCGAACGGAGAUGCCGCGCGCAAAAACAAAGAAGACAGGGCCCCCCCACCCUGCAGAAGACCGCGGCCGGCCGCGAUUAUGAACGGCGGGCGCGCGCAGCUUUUGUGGGGGUGUUCUAUCUCUCUAGCAACACCCACGGCCUUUGCAGCUGGGCUCCAGCCAGGGAACAAAACAAACCGGCGCCCCAUAAUUCCGGGGGCAGUUUUGAUUGGCCGCGGCAAAGAAGUUGGCCGCGCGCCCGACCCCCCGGGCAGGCAGACUGCCGGAAGGGGCCGCGCUCUGCGCCGGGCAGCGUGCUUCGGAAGCUGCUCGCCUUCUCGGCAACAUGGGCGGCCUGCGGCCCCCACAAGCUCCGUGCCGCCGGCCGUUUUGUGCUUGCGGCCCGCGCGCGCCGCCGCCCUUCCGUGGCAUGUGCGGAGGCCAAAGAAAGGGCCGGUGGGACAUGUCGGAAGCAAGGCGAGAGGAAAAGCGCCCCCCUGUUUGUUUUUGCGCGACAGACGGAAUCCACUAUGCAAAAAAAGGCGGGCAACCUUCGCUGCGGAUCGCGGGCGUCUGUGCCACCCUGGCCGCUCGAUGUCCGCCCGACCUCCCCGUGCCUGAUCUGACAGGUUGGCUACGCCUGCCGCGCAGAGAGACGGCCCCCCCGGCUGCCGGUCGUAGCAAAGAAGAAUGUGGCGCGGGACAAGCAAAAAAGCGCACCAGAGGCCCCCGAAGGCCCCCCCUAAGGCCCCCCCGACGCCCUCCCCGGCGGCCCCUUUUCCGCUGCCGCGCACAACAGCGAAACAAGCCGAAGCCUCAAAGAGUCGCGCGAGCGAACAUUGCCCCGCGCGAGCGCCUCGGCGGGUAGCUUCUGGAAGUGCCCGGCCCGGCAGCCCGGGCUUGCACAACUCAAGACCUGACCCCGAAGUCAAGAAAGCAAGGCCCACAAAACGCGUCCUGGCCCCCGGGGUGUUUGUUUUUGCACGACAGACGGAGUGCAUUAUGCAAAAACAAGCGGGCAACCUUCGCUGCGGGUCGCGUGCCACCCUGGUUGCCCGAUGCCCGCCCGACCUCCCCACGCCUGAUCUGACUGACUGCGCCUGCAGCGCAGAAGGCCCCCCCGGCUGCCGGUCGUAGCAGCAAAGAAUAUGGCGCUCCCCAAAGAGGCGCACUGUAGGCACCCCGGAAGCCCCCCCGGAGGCCCCCCCUGAGGCCCCCCUGAGGCCCCCCUGAGGCCCCCCCUGAGGCCCCCCCGAGGCCCCCCCCUGCGGGGGGGGCCCCCAAAGCCCUUUCCGGCGGCCCCUUUUCCGUUGCCGCGCACAACAGCAAAGCAAGCUCCCCCGGACGGGCCAAAGAGUCGCGCGCGCGAACAUUGCCCCGCGCGGACGCCUCAGCCGGUAGCUUCUGGAAACAAAUGCUCGGCCCGGCUGCCCGGGAUUGCACAACUCAAGACCUGACCCCGAAGUCAAGAAAAUAAGGCCUGCGCAAGAUGGUGCCCCGUCUUCUUCGGUUGGCUCCGCGCUGCCUUCUGUUCUUAUGGGUGCUCUGCUGUGUGAUGCGCCAUGUUUUUUGAAGAGCCAACGCUACUCCUAUCCCAGCCUUUUCGUUCCCUUCCUCGCAGGGGGCCUAGCCCAACAGUCUUAGUGAGCAUUUUGCCGUAUACUCGCUAUCUGCUUGCAAAAGGAUCAAGCUCAAGAAAGGGUCGCCCAUCAGGGCGACCCGUCUUCUUGUAGUCAUCAUAGAGAGGAGGAGCAAGAACAGGGAGAGCGUAGAGCAUCUCGAUCGAAAUCCUCGGUAGAAGGUGGUGGCAGUAAAACGAAUAAGGCGAAUGAAAAACCCACUGUUCAUCAACACCAGAAACUUCUUCUCCCGCCUCCCAACGUCGGCCAGGAAAACAGGAAAAUCGAACUACACUGCGUCCCGCCCUGGUCCACGAAAGAAUCUGGCCACGCGAAAACCAGCUUAGGAUCCCGGUUUUUCAACCGAGUAAACUGGAUUCGCCCGGCGCUUACCUACGUCGCGGUGUUUGCGUUGCGGUUUUCCGUUUUGGUCUCGGAUGUCGACAUUGUGCACACCCGGUUUCCCUGGGGACCCCACACGGAAACGCAGCUGACCAUGGUCGGGAAUAGAGUAAUUCAUGUCCAAAAUAAAGUAGAAGACGAGGAACAUCAGGAAAAGCGGAGCAAGAUUCCCGAGUCAUCUGAGAAUGCUGUUUCUGCCUCUUCAGGUGAAGUUCUUUCCCCAGCCGUAUCCCACCUCCAACCACAACCUUUCCACAUCAGCCGCUACCUCUCUAACCACAUCGAGAAGGCGUUCGCGGAGCAGGACCGAACGCAAGGGAAAACUUCGGGAUCGGAAUACGAUGACUGGAUGCGGAACCGGUACAGCAACGCGGGAUUUCUCUUCGCCAAGCGCGACGAGUACGAAGUUCUCGCGGACUGGUUUGCGCAGGUCAGCGACACCUAUUACGAUCAGCACGGGCUAAACUACCUACUGCUCCACAAACGGGAUCGGACUCACGGAAUCCACGACAAAGUGGGGUACUUCGACCCGCUGAUCGUGUGUGCCUGUCGCGACGCGUGCCACAACGCGACGGUUGGGAUGAGUGCAGAAGAUAGGUUCGUCGCAUUCGCCCGCAGAGCCAGUACGCACUACAGCUGCGACGGGCGGGAAAGAUUCAAACGGGAGGACAUGGCGAAGGACGGACUGUGGCAGCCGCGGUUUUCAACUGAGACAAGCGAGUGUGGCUACACGGGGUUGCCGCAGGGCGUUGCGGUAGAUCCAAAGACGGGAGAGUUUGUUUUGGAAACGGUGCAGAGGGGGGAUGCUUAGCACGUACUUGGUUAACUCUACUGGAACAUCAGUGUCUUCUACUGUACCGACGCCACGACCUUUUCCUUCCCCCUACUUGCAGCAAAUCAUGAGCAAGCUUAGCUAGUGCUUUACUUAGCUUUUUUUCCGGGUGAAGAAUUCGAUCGAACCUUCAAAACGCCAUAUGACAGUGCUUCCCGCCGAGCCACUAUUUCCAAAACGAUCUGCAUCCGCACUAAAACUUAGCAAGAGAACAAGCAUUCAUCCACGUAGAUCCGUUAUAAUUUCCCUUGGUUCCUAGAACAUUGCGAAAGUAUACAACCGUUUUUGUGGACGAUCUACAUCACGGGCGGACGAUCUACAUCAUUGCUCCUAUCAUGCGACCACUCUUAUUUCCGACUCACUUUUAUCGGAGUCCUUUGUUGAUGAAUAGAAUCAAGUCCUCGUUCGCCGAGCUGCAAUACUUUUGGUGGUGAUUGCGUUUCCUAUAUGGAUGUUUUUUGCCCCUCUAGUUUCGCUUUCGCUUUCAAAUUCAAGGCACACAACCCGCCGCACGCACGUGUAGUUUAUUUUGGAUCAUCAGUCUCACUCUUGCAGCAUGUCACGGCGACGCGCUCGUGGUAAUGAAAGCCCGAGACUCGCGCAGCAUCGAUUGGCAAGCAGUUCUAAAGCAUAUUGAGAUAUGGAAUACGCACGAUCAGCAUCACACAGUUACUAGAU